Messenger RNA from Talaromyces proteolyticus, 660 nucleotides. RefSeq lists its product as uncharacterized. The coding region runs from base 157 to 660 and encodes 167 amino acids. The transcript has a single exon. The record is from RefSeq and is a predicted model, not a curated record. Lineage: Eukaryota; Fungi; Ascomycota; Eurotiomycetes; Eurotiales; Trichocomaceae.
CCUAUUUGGGUCAAAUCCAACGAGAUCCAUAUAGUAUCCAUAACAUCGACUUGUCGUCGUAUUGAAAUAUCGGCAUAGUCUGACUAUAGCAGCGACUGGCGUCUCAAGAACGACGUUAUAAUUAUCACUUCCAACGCGGGAGUCGUAUUUGCCCGCAUGCCAAACAUUCUGUCGGACAAUGAAGCAGAGGCUUGGCUCGAAGAACUAGUUACAUACCUUCGCACCAAUCCUGAUGCCUCCUGGUGGAAUACUCACCACUCAGGCUCUUGGGCCUGCUGGGCCUUCUUCGCGAAGACCAAAGACCAGCGAACAUGGAUGUAUACGAGGUCCAAAGAUGCGAAACAACGACCGAUUACGGUUCUCGAGUUUAUGUCUCAGUAUUCGUUUCGAAAGCCGUGGCUGAUCAAGCUGCCAGGGAUGGAAACCCCUGAAGCAGAGUAUGCAAGUAUCCGAGGUAGGACUUAUGUGCCUUUCCUUUGUCACGGUCAACAGGAUAAGGUGAAUAAGAGAAUUAUUGAGCGGGGUGAGGAGAUAAAGGAGCAGAAUACCAAGAAUAUGAAGACGGAAAUUCGCUUCCUCUUAGAACCAGCCACAAUGGUCAGAGAGGUCAGCAAGGUGGAUAGCAAAGAGUCCGGAAGGCUGAUAUGUGAGGACACAUGA